AUGGCAGAGGAGCAACAACAACAACAAGCGGCGAAGAAGCAGCGGCCCGAGCAGCCUCAGCUGCCCUCCUCUUCUCCAUUGCCAACCCUGGUGACAGGACUGCAAGGGACAGAGGCCAAUGCACUGCAACAGAAAAUCAAGAACUCCAUCUGUAAAUCCAUACAGUCAAAAGUGGACUGCAUUUUGCAAGAAGUUGAGAAGUUUACAGAUCUUGAGAAACUCUACCUCUACCUCCAACUGCCUUCUGGUCCUAGCAAUGUGGAGAAAAGUGAUCAGAGCUCAUUGUCGUCUAGCCGAGCUCAGCAAACUCAUGCAUUCUCCUGGAUUCGGAAUACCUUAGAGGAGCACCCAGAGACUUCUCUGCCAAAGCAGGAGGUUUACGAUGAGUAUAAGAGCUAUUGUGACAAUCUUGGCUAUCACCCACUAAGUGCUGCUGACUUUGGAAAGAUUAUGAAAAAUGUAUUUCCAAACAUGAAGGCACGACGCCUGGGCACAAGAGGGAAAUCAAAAUAUUGCUACAGUGGAUUGAGGAAGAAAGCUUUCGUGCACAUGCCAUCACUGCCUAAUCUGGAUUUUAACAAGACAGGAGAUGGGCUGGAUGGAAUGGAAGUAUCGGCUCAGCUGCAGAAUGCAGAUGAGGAGGUUGUGUCCGCAGCCUGUCGCCUUGUUUGUGAGUGGGCUCAGAAGGUCCUAAGUCAGCCAUUUGAUUCUGUUUUGGACUUAGCUCGUUUUCUGGUGAAAAGCCAUUACAUUGGUACUAAAUCUAUGGCAGCAUUAACUGUAAUGGCGGGAGAUUCUGCAGGAUUGAAAGGAAUAACACAGACAUCUGCUUUUGUGCCUAUGUCUGAAAGUAAUGCUUUCCACCCUCAAGUGAAGACCCUUGCUUCUCCUGUAGAUGCCAAGCAACAAUUGCAGAGGAAAAUCCAGAAAAAGCAGCAAGAACAAAAGCUCCAGUCACCUUUACCAGGAGAACUGCAGAUGAAGAAACAAGAUGGGCCUGCACCCAAUGGAAUAACGAGUAUUUGUAAUGGAAGCCCUGCAAUCCUUUCUCCUCAGCCUAUUGGAAUUGUUGUGGCUGCUGUUCCCAGUCCAAUUCCGGUACAAAGAACACGGCCACUUGUGACCUCGCCUAGUCCCAUCGGAUCCUCUGAGGGGAAGGUCCUACCGCUAAAUGUUCAAGUAGUCACUCAGCACAUGCAGUCUGUAAAGCAGUCACCAAAGACUCCCCAAAAUGUUCCAGCAAGUCCAGUUGGUGAUCGAUCUGCUAGACAUCGCUACGCUCAGAUUUUGCCUAAGCCAGCCAGUUCUAAUCCUUUGACGAUCCGUUCACCCACCACUGUGGUUAUCACUAGUAGCCCAAUUAAAAAUGUGGUGCCAGCAUCACAUGUCAGUGCUCUGAAUGUUGUGAAAAUGAUCUCUCUCGCUCCCAGUACUGCUAGUACUUCUGUAAAACAAACAACACCUGUCAGCAGCAUUGGAUGUUCAGUAGAUGACAGCAGGACUGUGCCACAAAUCAAGAAUGGCUCUGUCAUUUCUUUGCAAUCUCCUGUACCUCGGAUGGGUACUCCUGUUACAUCUUCAGUGGAGGUAAAAACUGAGCCCGAAAUACUGACAGAAGAGAAUCAAGUACAGUGCCAAGAGAACACAGAUGGUCCUAAAUCUAGAAAACCUACUCCUGUUAUGUUAUUUACACCCAAAGUCAUUCAGGAUAGAUUUUCUAAAGAUAUCAGUGUUGCUCGUGACACUCAAACUUUUAAGGCCCUUGAUCAAAGGGUCGAGGGAACAAGGACUAAAUGUAAAAGUCGCUUAGUGGAAGGGAUUUCGGUUUCUUCAGCCAGCAGCAGUCCAGGUACUGUAACUUUAUGUUUUACAUCCCAGAGUUUAUUCCGAAGCGGUCCCAGUCCAAACGCUAAUAAUGACCCAGCUGGAAAGGACAUCAGAUUAUCUAAUAAGAGUCCGAGAAAACGCUUGACUGCUGCAGUGCAGGACUCGCAGAUACCACCUGCGAAAAAAUCACUUAUUGGUCAGCUCUCUUCAGCCUCUUCAGAAUAUCAGAAACCAGGAGCAGUUAGUGGUGUUAAGAAAGUUCAGAAAGCACUGACAUCGAAAAAUGAUAAUGCAGUAAAUGUUGCUUUAUUACCUAGCAAUGGCAUACAGCAAGGAAAUAGUACAGAGAUGGUAACUAAUUAUUCCUUGAGCUGUGUUGAAAAGACCACUGAUCCUCCCCAAGAGCUCAUAGCUACACCUCAAGAUGUUAAAGUGAAGCUAGAAGGUAAUGUGUUUAAAUUUGUGAGCGAUUCAAAGACUGAGAUCCCUUUUGAUCAAAACACUUGGCAGGAGAUUGCUGAAAGUGCAAAUUUCACAUCUGGUAAUUGUGAGCAGGCUCAAACUAUUGGUGUCCUGGAUAUGCCAGGAACUUCUGGUGCUGAUAACCUGCAAAAAACUGUGUGGGAACCUGUAGACUUUGAAGGACUACCACAAGACGCUUACAGCCAGCAACUUGAGGAUUCUUCUUUGAAUCGGCUUCAAGCACAUUCUUCUAACCAGUUACCUCAGCGCACUGAUCUCACAGACCCUCCUACCACUGACAGUUUCUUUUCAUUUGAUGACGAUCUCACGCAAGACAGCAUUGUUGAGGAGUUAGUACUUAUGGAAGAGCAAAUGUCAAUGAACAGUAACUCUCAGAACUAUGGUAGUUUAGGAAUGGUGCUCCAAAACCAAGCAUCAGCUGCCCAUGGUACACCAGUACCCACACAUUCAAAUAGUGCCCACUUUUUCCAUUCAGUACACAACAGUGGAACUCCAGUUCACACACCUACUCCAACACCCACUCCAACAUUGACUCCAACUCCUACUUCAGAGAUGAUUUCUGGCACUCAGAGUUUGUCGAGAGAGAGCCCAUGCUCUCGGCUAGCUCAGACAACACCUGUAGAUAGUGCUUUGGGAAGUAGCAGGCACACACCAGUUGGGACCCCACAUUCUAACUGCAGCAGUAGUGUUCCUCCGAGUCCAGUUGAAUGCAGGAAUCCUUUUGCUUUUACCCCUAUAAACUCAAGCAUCUCUUACCAUGAUGCUAGCAUUGUUUCUAGUAGCCCUGUUAAACCAAUGCAGAGGCCCAUGGCUACUCAUCCAGACAAGACGAAGCUGGAAUGGAUGAAUAAUGGAUAUAGCUCUGUAGGUAAUUCUUCCGUUUCCUCCCAUGGUAUUCUUCCAAGUUAUAAGGAGCUGGUAGAAGACAGUUUCAGAAAGCCACAUGCUUUUGCUGUGCCUGGUCAGUCAUAUCAGUCUCUGUCGAGACAUCAUGACAAUCACUUUGGACGUUUGACUCCUGUAUCUCCAGUUCAGCAUCAGAUGCCUUCGAUAAGCAGUACCAGCAAACAGGAGGGAUUUGCAGUUCCUGCUCCUCUCGACAACAAAGUAACAGGUACAAGUGGAAAUAGCAAUUUCAGAUGUCGUAGUGUAAGCCCAGCCGUUCACCGCCAACGUAAUUUAAGUGGGAAUACAAAUUGCCCCAUUUCAAAUGCCUCUCGUUCUAACACAACUGCUUUUGGAUCCAUAGUAACUCCAGAAGUUCAAAACAUACUUGCAAAUGUCCAAACAGACACCAGUGCCAACAGCAUAGCGCAAAGAAGUCAGUCAGUCCCUUUAACCGUCAUGAUGCAGACAGCUUUCCCUUCCCUACAGAAACCGAACAACGCCCAAAAUAUCACUCAUGUUCUGUUAAACAAACUGGAUUCGGACCGCGAUGAUGCAGUGCGAGGCUUGGGAAUAAACAAUAUGCCUUCUAACUAUACUGCAAGAAUGAAUCUUACUCAGAUUUUGGAAACAUCUCCCAUGUUUUCUGGUGCCAAUCAACAAAAUAUGAUGAAUUCCAGCACUUCAUCUUAUGAAUUCCAAACGCCAGUUUACCUCACAAAGAAUAGCAGUACUGAUCCAAUUAGUUUUACUACUGGAGACAGCCAAGCACAAUCUGAAAUUGGAGAGCAGCAACUUGAUUUCAACAGCACUGUUAAAGACCUGUUAGAUGGGGAAAGCCUCCAAACCAACCAGCAACUUGUCGUUCAAGUGGCUUCGGAUUUGAACAAUGCCUCUGAUUUCUCCAGCGACAUCCGGUUGUCUUCUGAACUCUCAGGCAGCAUCAAUGAUCUGAACACUUUAGAUCCAAACUUGUUGUUUGAUCCAGGACGGCAGCAUGUACAGGAUGAUGAAGCGACACUGGAGGAGCUGAACAAUGAUCCUUUGUUCCAGCAGAUCUGUAAUGAAUCUAUUAACUCUAUGACCUCCACUGGAUUUGAAUGGAUAGAAAGUAAAGAUCAUCCUACAGUUGAAAUGUUGGGUUAAACUUGUACUAUAAUGUAGCACACUGUAUCAAACAAAAGGCAGACGUUGUAUUUGUCUUAAUGGAAGUGCCUCCCGCAGCAGAAACAUUUAUAAUUAUGAGGUUUUCAAAAAGUUUGCUGCACAGGUUCUCUAUAUUUCAUGUGUUGAUAACAUGCUUGUCAUCUAGUCUGCAGUGCAUUUGGGCAGUCAAUGAGCCAGUAUUAAAGGGGUUUUUCUAUCUCCGAUAUUGAUGACAUAUCGCCAGGAUAUGCCAUCAAAGUCAGAUAGGUACAGUAACCACCACUGGGACCUAGUAUAGUGAAGACGAACACAGCGUGCUUGGCUAUUUUUGGUGAUGGAGAAUGCUCCACACAUGCAUGGCCACCUCUCCAUUCGCCCCUAUGGGACUACCAGAAGUAGCUGAGCCAACUCAGAACUCCCAUAGCGGUGAACGGAGAGUGGCCGCUCUCCAUUCCCUUCGGGGGCCCAUUAUUGAGAUAGGUACAGUUCCAACCUCCAGGACCUGCUCUUAUCUGAAAUUGAGCAUAUCCUAGCGAUGUGCUAUCAAUGUCUGAGAUGGGAAUACCCCUUUUAGUCUAUCUUAUGCCUUUUUUUUUUUUUUUACUACACUAAUUACAUUUUAGAUAAAUCUUAAACAUGCUACUGCUUACAUGUCCUGUACAAAUUUUGGUUAAAGGCAAUGAACAACUGCCCAUUUUGUAGAAGUAUGGUGACUUGAGUACCUAUGAAAAUACAAUAUCAUUUGUGGCAUAUGUAUUUAAAAGAGGAAAAAAGUUAUUUAUUUCAUUGAGGACAACUCAUUUUGUAAAUUAAGAAAAUGCACUAAGAUGUACAUUUUACAUUUUUAUUAUUUUUACACAUGACCUCACAUUACCUUUUAUUAUUUUUAUAUUCGAUAUGUCCACAGAAGCAAAAAGUAGUUCUCCAGUGAAGGUACAAGUGAUGUGGAGUACAACCUAUGUAGGAAGUAUCCAGUCUCAUUUGAGUAGGUACUUCUUUGGACCCACCUUUCUCAACUGGAACCAAUGUUAAGCUUUGAGAUUUCUAAUAUUGUACACAUUAGAAACUGUGUCUUUGUUGCAUGUGUUAAAUUUCCCCGGAAAAUUACUAAUGGACUACAAAUAAGUAUAACAUUUCAUUUCGUACCUGGUUUUACUUAAAAUGCUUGCAUACCAAGCAGUGGCUAACUUUUUUUUUAAUUGGAAAAUAAAGAAGCUAUUCCUAAACACCAGAUACAACACAUAGGCAAAUUUAUUUCCUAUGGUGAUAUAUAUUUUUUAAUUUUGCAUUGGUCACUUUCUUAUUUCAACUAUCCAAGAUUGCUGUACAUUUGAGCGUCUUUCUUCUAUGAAUUUUAUAACCAAACAUGCCAUUUGAAAGUAAGCUUUUUUUUUUUUUUUUUUUUUUUUUUUUUUGUGCAUGUUUAGGAAUUUUAGCUCUGUUUACAAGCUUAGAGAUGCUCACACUUCCGAAACUUCAGUUUUAUCUUUGGCAGCACUUCAUAAAUAUACUUUUGCAAAGAAAAAGCUUGCAGAACUCCUACUGACUACAGUGUUGGCCCAAUUCCUAGUCUAAUGGAAGUUGUAGUUGUAUAGAAUAUUAAAUAUUGAUUGUGUUUUAUAUUCGCCAGCUUUUGUUGUAAAAAAAAAAUGAAAUGGAAAGGAGAAAAAAAAUGCAAAAUAGACAAUUAACGUUGUAUAUAAUUUUACCAAAAGGUGCUACGGCCAACUAAGAGCUCUGUAAACCUGAUUGUGAUAGUGAGUUUACUUGGCUGUUCUAUAUGUGUUUGCUGGUAUUUCAAAAAAAAAAUUUUUUUUUUUUUCAAUACCUGCUUUUAGUACUUUUCACUAUUGUACAUUGAGAUGGAGCACUAUUGCGUACCAAAGUAUUAAAAGACAAAAAAAAAGUAGAAGAAAAAAAAAAAAACCCAAAGGGUAAUUUGAAUUAUUUUGGUCUAAGCAGCCAUUUUUAAGGCAACUUGUGAAUUGAAAAUUGUCAAGGGCAUUUGGACCAUAGUUAGUAAUUUACUGUUUAUUCUAUAGUAGUUAAAAAGAAUAUAUGCUUUCUGAUCUACUUACCGCUCGACCAUUUUGCACUGUUCGCCGAAUGUGUAAGGUAGGCUGUUGUUGCGGUUAAAAGCUCAGUUUGCUAACCUUGAGAUAAAAAUUGGCAGUGCGUUAUAUGUACAGUAUUGCAGCGAACACUUUACAUUUUGCUGGAAGGCAUUUUAUCGGAGCAGUGCCUGUUCUUAUCGCCUGUAAACUACUUAAAAAGAGGUUUCAUGCAUCCUGUCCCCAUAGGAGCAGUUCUUGGAAAGAAGAGGAUUCAUUACAAAGAAGUUCUCAGGUUCACUUCUUGCACUAAACUUCUUUUGAACCUGUGGCACGGCACCUCUUUUUGGAUAAAUGCAACUAUUUUGCCCCAGAGUUAAACUAGAAAAAUAAAAAAUAGAAAAAAAAUAAAGUGCUGAGUUUCAUUAUAUUAAGAAAACAAUGCGGAAU
Bufo bufo (common toad) is the source of this 6842-nucleotide messenger RNA. RefSeq names its product regulatory factor X7 (gene RFX7). Gene Ontology annotation, biological process: regulation of transcription by RNA polymerase II. The transcript is spliced from 9 exons. The record is from RefSeq and is a predicted model, not a curated record. Lineage: Eukaryota; Metazoa; Chordata; Amphibia; Anura; Bufonidae. Gene Ontology annotation, molecular function: DNA-binding transcription factor activity, RNA polymerase II-specific; RNA polymerase II cis-regulatory region sequence-specific DNA binding. The coding region runs from base 1 to 4341 and encodes 1446 amino acids.